Molecule: messenger RNA, 5350 nt
Organism: Musca vetustissima
Lineage: Eukaryota; Metazoa; Arthropoda; Insecta; Diptera; Muscidae
Exons: 2
Molecular function (GO): protein binding
Source: RefSeq, a predicted model, not a curated record
AUGUCAAAACAUUCAGAUAAUGAUCAUUUACGUAAUGAUAUCUAUGAAAAUCUACCCUGUCAGGCUAUGUUCAAUGAGUCGGUACGUAAGAUACAACAGCAAAAAUCGGCUCAGGCUGCUGCACAUAAUCCCAAUAACAUCAAUUUGAAUAAGGCAUUGUCCCAACAAUUGCUGCUGAAUAAUAUCAGUAAUCAGGGUUCACAUUUGGUCAAUGUCAAUUUGGCUAAUUCCAAUUCAAAUUCGGCGCCCAAUAAUAAACAUCAAAAUGCGGUGGCGGCAGCGGCGGGGCGACAUGGCAUCAGUGUGGGACAAAUGCCCAAGGAAAUGAUCUAUGCCACACCUCUGCGUAAAUCGGAUCGUUAUAAAAGUGGUGAACGUAGCCGUUUGGCAGCGGCUGCCGCUUCCGCACGUCCCUUAAAUGAAAAUGAGCUGACGACGGGAACAACAGCAGCCGAUGUAAAGUUAAGCAAUAUUAUGGAUUAUAAACAAUUCAAUACGCCAAGGGAUAGUAAUCCUAGUAAUCGUAAUGGCAAUACGGUGGUACCCAUUACAGAUCUCGACGAUGAACCUGAUUCGGGUUGUACAUCCAGCAAUAUGUAUGCAAAUCGUGGAGUACCUUUGAACUGUGGCAAUGGUGGCCCCGGAAAUUCCACACCCAAUCAUCAGCUGGAAGACCGCAGAAUCUUAAAUUUCCUCAAAGAUACUACUCAACUGCAAAAGAAAAUGGAAAUAUCCGGCAAAGAUUGUCCCAACUCGAGUUUCUCCAAUUUGGCCCGUGAAGAACAUUUCGCCAAUUUGGUACAACAGAAUUUCCCCCUCGAGGUGGCACGUAAAAGUUUUGAUCCUGAAAAUGAAAUGGAAGCUGCCUUGGAGGGGGCCACCAAUGGUUUGGGCCUUGAAGAUACUUCCGAUAAUUUAGAAGUCUUCAUGCAAAAGAAAAUCUCACCCGACAAGGAGGUAAAUGGUUUUGGCGCCCAACGUGAAUACGGUCAUCAUCAUUCGCAGCAGCAGCAUCAUCAUCACCACCACCAUCAACAUCGUUAUGGUUCUAAGGUCUAUAUAAAUCGUGAAUGGGUCUUAAAGAAAAUAGCCAUGUGUUUGGAACAGAGAACGGCUGGGAAGAAAGCCAUACCGGGUCUCUUGGGACCCACGGCGGCAAAUGGGGGUAAAAAUGAAGCAGCCGGUGGAUUUAUGUCCUCCAGAGCCAAGGCGGCAGCCAUAUCUGCAUCCACCUAUAAUGGUUGUUUGGUUUUGGGUUCAAAUGGUUCGGGGAAAACCAGUAUUUGUCAGGCCAUAAUGAAUGGUAAUUCCGGCACAAGAGGUCUACUGAAUCGCAAGCUAUUGGCCUCCUAUCUCAUUGAGUCACAAAAUCCCGAAUGCCACAGCCUCUCGUUGUUUAUACGGAAAAUUGUGCUACAAAUCCUAAGUCAUUCGUCGUUAAUCGCCAAAGAUGAAAGCCAGCGUAUCAUUGAUGAAGGUUUCUCUUUUCUGCACGAUGAGGUCCAGCAACAGGAAUCGAAAUUGGAUGAGGCCAUGAAUAACAUUUCCUUGGAUGAAAAUGCCGAAGAUAUUCUUAUAGCCGAACUGAAGAGGGGUGCCAAAGAAUGUGAUAUUGCUGAACUGGAAAAUUUCCAUGAACGUCGCACCUCCACCUCGAAGAAGGGGGAAAAUUUACAAUUGAUGAGACAAAAAUCGGAACCUGUACCACCACAACAAAUGUCGGGUGGGGAUGAUGAGGAUCAUUUUACGGGAGAAGAUAAAAAAUGUUAUGGUACCCAUCCUCCAAAGGGUCAAAAGAAAAAAGCGCAUAAAGAAUAUGAUGAGAAUAAAGAUAAUGAUACGGAAAAAAUGAGAAAACGUGAAGAAUCCGAUAGGGAUUUACCCUCCUCGAGUAAAACCAGUCCGGGACGGAAAUCCAAAAUACCAGUUAAAUUAUCGCGGCCCGGUAACAUUGCCUCACCAGUAAAACAUAUUAACAGUAGCUUGAGUUUGCCGAAUAAUCAGAAUCAGCAUGCCUCGCCUCAGCAGGGUGGCGGAGAGGAUAUCGCCUCUGUGGCCAAUGAAGAUUUGAAACAGGAAAUUCAAGCAGCCAUACGGGAUGAGGGGGAGGACACUCAGGAACAACAUAAAGAAGAAGUGGAGAAACAAAACAACGAAGAUAAACCUGAGGCCGAUAAGGAUAUGAUGGAGGAGGAAUUUAAAAACAACAAACAACAAAAUACCGAAGCUAAGGAAAGUGAAAAAGAAAACGAUUUAAUUGAUUUUGAAACUAAAUCCAAGGACUCGCCGAAGGCAGAUGAGUAUGACGACUCAAAACCCGACCCAAUGGCCGGUGGCUGUUUCAAUACCCUACCACCACCCUUGCCUAAGACCAAAAGUUGCCGCACCAUUAUUGCCGAUGGCUAUUAUGAAAUGUUACUUUCCAAUCCGGAGAUAUUUGAAUGCCUAACUGUGGAUAAUAUCGAAAAGAAUCCCGAUGAGUGUUUCAAAAAGGCCAUAUUGUUCCCUUUGCUGGAAUUGACACCACCCAAAACAGCUUUGCUGCUGCUAAUCGAUUCCAUUGAUGAGAAUUACAUUAAUGAGGGAAAUUUGAUAUCCACCCUGAAGGGAGGACGUGGCGGAGGUACCACCCAUAAAAGUCGCAAUGUGGCCGAGUUGCUAUCGAACCACAUUCACCUCUUCCCCAAGUGGCUAUUCUUGGUUUGUACAACCAAGAAGCAAACCAAACAAAUUACCCGCAUGUUUUCGGGUUUCAAGAAAAUCACCCUAGAUGAUCUGCGAAAAUCACAUGUGGUCAAAGAUGUCCAGGAGUACAUUAUAAAUCGUUUGAAUUCCGAUUUUAAGGAUAGCAUUAUGCUGACCAAGGAAAUUAUCGAAUCGCUACAUCAACUCUAUAUCAAAUCGAAUGGUUGUAUUUUAUAUUUGGAAAAAGUUUUGAAUGGCAUCAAAGAGAAUUUCUUUAGUUUCCGUGAGAUCAAACUGAUACCCUGUACCCUGAAUGGCCUGUAUUUGUAUAUAUGCCAGAAAUCGUUUAAUAAAAAGCAAUAUAUGAAAAUACGGCCAGUACUGAAUGUCCUGCUAGCCUCUUCGGGCUAUGUCGACAAACUGUUCCUGUUCAAUUGCCUGAGGACCCACAACUACACCAUCGACAAUGAGGAGUUUGAAAAACGUCUGCAUCUAAUGAAGAAUAUUCUGCUCUACGAUAGUGAUCAGAAGCGAUUGAAAAUAUUCCACAAUUCCUUUUCGGAUUGGUUGGUUGAUGUCAAGUUUGCCACCAAGAAAUUUAUUUGCGAUGUCAAUGAGGGUCAUGUCAUGAUUUCUUUGUAUUAUCUUCUGGUCGCUGAGACCCUUUGUGCCAAUACUGUACGGAAGUUCAUUUAUCACCUUAUCAAAUCGGGGGAGUAUCUCACCAAUCGCAACAUAGAUUUGGAUAUGAUUUUAAUGCUGCUGGAGUCAAGGGUAAAUCUGAACGAUUGCUUCUACACGAAUCACCUGAAUUGCUGCUCUAUGUGUGAAUUGGAUUUUAAAAAUGAUCCCAACUUCUUACCCAAAACUCGCAACAUGAUUGAGAAAUUCCUAAACAACGAAUUGUGUGAUGAAUUUUCACAGCUGCUGUGUGAUUUCUUUAAACCCAGUCUACCGACAGAUGCCAAGAUACUCAAGUUGCUGAUUGAGACUGGGAUCAAUAAUGCCGAUAACCAAACAUCUUGCGAAUCGUCGCUAAUGUCUCCCGAACUUUCCGAAAGAUCACAAAAUAUUGAUUUUGAAUUGGCGGAUUUGCUGAUUUCCAGUGAGCGUUCAUGUAUUAUGGAAACUCAAAGGCCGUCUAGUCCUUCGGAAAAAAGUGAGCCUCAUCAUGAGAGUCAGGAGGAUAAUGCCUCCUCCACACUGCAUCAACUAUCUGACUCCAAUCGCAUCGAAUUGCACAAGGGCAAGGCUUUAAUACACAUUCUAGCCAAUGAUGGUAAUCAUUUGUUGCUCGAGAGGGCCCUGAAUGCCUGUAAAGGACCCAUUGAUCUCGAAAUAGAAGAUUAUAAUGGACAAACUGCUCUGAAUAUUGCUGCACGAAAUGGCCACUUGGAUGUUGUCAAAUUGUUGCUGAAUUUCUCCCAACCCUGCAAUGAUGGUACCGGACGCAUGAAACGUGUUGAUGUCAAUCAUGCCGAUCGUGAUGGUUGGACGCCACUACGUUCAGCCUCCUGGGGUGGUCACACCGAGGUUGUCAAACUACUCAUUGCCCAUCCGGCGUGUAAAAUUGACUUAGCCGAUAAGGAGGGCCGUACCGCUUUACGUGCAGCUGCCUGGAGUGGCCACGAGGAUAUACUCAAAAUCCUAAUUGAACAUGGUGCUGAUGUUAAUUCCGUUGAUCGUCAGGGGCGCACAUCUCUCAUUGCGGCUUCGUAUAUGGGUCACUAUGACAUUGUUGAAAUCCUGCUGGAAAAUGGUGCCAAUGUUAAUCAUUUGGAUUUAGAUGGUCGCAGUGCCCUCUGUGUUGCCGCAUUGUGUGGCUCCUCAGGUUAUAGCAAAGUUAUAUCCACACUUCUUGAGCAUGGUGCCAAUACCGAUCAGCUGGACAAUGAUGGCAUGUCCCCGCUCUUGGUUAGCUCCUUUGAAGGCAAUGCCGAAGUGUGUGAACUCCUAUUGGAAAAUGGUGCUGAUCCUGAUUUGGCCGACUUUAUGGGUCGUACUCCCCUAUGGGCUGCCUGUACCGCCGGCCAUGCCAAUGUUGUAAAACUUCUACUAUUCUGGGGUUGUGGCAUCGACUGCAUGGAUUCCGAGGGUAGAACGGUGCUCAGCAUAGCUGCUGCUCAGGGAAAUAUUGAAACAGUACGUCAACUGCUCGACCGUGGCCUCGACGAAACACAUCGUGAUAAUGCCGGCUGGACACCGCUGCACUAUGCCGCCUUUGAGGGUUUCCAUGAAGUGUGCCUGCAACUACUCGAAUCGGGCGCCAAAAUUGAUGAAUGCGAUAAUGAGGGUAAAACCGCUCUACAUUUAGCCGCUCAGGAAGGACGCACCCAGUGUGUACAGGUUCUACUCGAAUGCCUGUCGACAUUUGUCGACCAGAAGGCACACGAUGGCAAGACAGCUUUUCGUUUGGCCUGCAUUGAAGGUCAUUUGGAAACGGUACAAUAUUUGCUGAAAUAUAAUUGCGAUGUUAAUUCGAAAGAUGCGGAUUCGCGUACGACACUCUACAUUCUGGCAUUGGAAAAUAAAUUGGAAAUGGUGAAGUAUUUAUUGGAAUUCACCGAUGUUGAUGUGAACAUUUCGGAUAGUGAGGGUCGAACGGCUCUACAUGUGGCUGCCUGGCAGGGUCAUGCGGAAAUGGUUAAAAUGCUAAUCACUUUGG